AUGGAGAUCGCACUAUACAACCACCUAGCGUUACCGCUGCGCGUUCCGCCGUCUGAAGAUGGCAAUCUGAGUGAUCUUGAAAUUCAGUUGACCGAUCACUUGAUCAGCAAUGUGCGCAUUAUGUGCCAAGCGUUUCGACAGCCGUACCAACCUGGCGCUCACCCAUCCGCGAUUUCCAAGGCCUGGGAGUAUAUUCGCUUGUGCCUCGAAUCGUCCAAGACUGUUAAUCGGAACGGACGAGUCAACAGAACGACUCUGCUGUCGGAGUUUCGUCAUCUAGCCCAAGGAAAUGCCGUGAUCCUUCACAUCAGCAGUCAAAAUGCCGCUCUUUUGGUCCACCGACUCGGAGUCCGCGACGAGGUUGUCUUUGAAGUCUUCGAAACCUCUCCAAGAAAUGACGAUGUCCUCGCCGCCGAGAACGCCUUGCAGUGGGACUUUCCAGGAAGCGCCGUUGCCAUCCCGCUGGUGACCUUUGAAGAUGGAGCAUUUCAGGGCAGCCUGGCGACCUUUUUGGAGCAAGCAUCUCUCGAGUCGACAAAGAUGUUUGCUGCUCAUACCUUCAAAGCAGGAGCUGACAUCCACGAGUAUCGAGACACGUCGAGUCCAACCAUGAUCAGCUCCAUGUUGAUGGCCAUCCUGGAAGAGAAUGGCCGCCGAAUCUCGACACCUCUUCUCCGCAAGCGAGUUCGUGACGACAUCUCUUGGCAUCAAGCGCGCAAGCCCUGGCGCCGGCUCCCAUACUGGCUCGUCCUCAGAGUCUCCAUCGCUCGAUAUCUUUCGCUCGUUUUGGGGGCAGAGAUGGGCCGUUUCCAGUACAAAUUCUUCAUUUGCAACACCUUGGCCACCUUCCUGGAAUCGGCACAGGCAUCGCUGCAAGCUGAUCAGGUUCACUUUCUCAAAACCAAGCUCUGCCGUCGGCUAGUGAAGCUGGAUGUGGAUAGGGGCAAUGUGAAAUCUGCAGGCACCCUGCCAGAUAUUGACAUCCUUUUCGGCAAGCUCACUCCAGGAAUCAACAAGAUCAUUGAUGAUGCCACCAGGCGCGUGGCUACCGAGUGGGAGGCGUUCAAAAAGGCCCAUGCAAGGCCCAUUCCCGAGUUGCCAAAGAGGGCCAGCCCCGCCGACCUGAACCUACCAUUGGAACUCAGCGGCAACAUGUUGCGGGACCUACAGACGAGCUGGGGAAAGACGACGAGGGGACAUUGCCGCAGAUGGGUGGCCCCGGAACACUUUGAUCUGGGUUCUGUUACGAACAAGCAUCUGAGCGAAUUUGCGCAGCCCUUAUUCCACGUUACCCAGCAAGAGAUGCUUCUUCAAGAUUGCCCGCCAAAUGAGUCGUUGAUAACCUAUCUCCAGACCGCACUUCCCCUAUUCCACGGCAAUCCCGAGCAACUCAGUAUCCUCAUUCUCAAUGCAAUGGAAAUGUGGAUGAGACUUGACCAAACGACCUGCUUCCAGUUCCCGCUUUUGACAGACUACCAUCCUGUCUUCACACCCGAGUCGCUCAAUGUCUUGCAUUUGGCCACCUACAAAGAUAUGGUCCGCCUGCAAGCCGUCCAGAAGCAUAUUUCACAAAGAAUCCACGCAAGUUCUCUUCCCAGAUGCACCAUAUUCGAUGAUCCUUCUGCCAGCUGUUUUGCAGCGAGAUAUUUCGACGGCAUGCAUCCCGACUCUGUUGCCAUGCGUAACUCGUAUGCAGAUAUCACCCAUGCAGAUGUUUUGAGGAAAGAAUUGAAACGCAAAGAGUGGGAAAAGAAGACUGAGGAGUUCCAGAGCCUGACUCGCUCAUGCAUCCUCAUCGUGGACGACGACGACCCCCUUGGACGUAGCUUCCACGAUGACCAUCACUGCCCGCGGUGUCGAGCAAUGCACAAGCUGGAGAAGAUACGGAUCCAGAUCUACGAGGAAUCUCUCCCCUCUGAUAUUCACCUUGCCAAAGCCGCAGUGUUUGAGCUCCGGUGCCCCCCAGCCUUCGCGAAGUAUCGCGACACAACGUUGAUGCUUAUAUCCAAGCUUGCAAGCCCGGAGGUUGCUGUGGGUGUGGCUCCAAAAUGCCUGCUGAAUGGCUACUCUCAACUCAACACCGUCGCAAACAUCUAUCCCAAGUUCACUCUGGCAUCUUUGACAAAAUCAUGUAUGUUUUUCCUCGGCCUUUUUUUUGUCUUUGUGAUACCUGCUAACGUACCCAAGUCUUGCAAACCCACUACUCCAUUGUCAGAUUUCCCGUCGAGUAGGGCAUUCAUGACUCCAAGCUUUGCCCAUCAUGUUCAGCUGAAGCUGCCGGAAAAGUCUCCUCUCCGCCCCAUAUUGAGCCAUAAAAGCUUCGCCGUUGAGGGGCAAGGCCCGAGUUCGUACGAGAUCAUGGCUACACAGCCCAACUGCCCUUCUGGGCUGAACCCUCACGAGUUCCUGGCCCUGAAAAGUCUCGUAUCGGGGGCAGCGCGAAGAUGGCUUUCGAUCUUGACGGAAUUGGCCUCGACAAACUUGAACUGGUCCAGCGAAGGCACCAUGUCAUUGCUGCUACAUCUAGCACUCCAGUGCGGUCCCAGCUCUGACAAGGACGAUCCUCUUCGCCUUGUGCACUCGGUAUUUCGCGAUGCUCAUUUUGUGCAGAAGCUUCUAGAGCAGGUCAACACCCGUCUUACCACCCUGUCAGCCUUGGCCAGUUGGAGAGAAACGCACCUCAUGAGAAUCACGAUUGUGCUUACCUUGCGCAUACAGGAGUUGGCCAGCAGUGCAGGGCUGGCCCAACUUCAUUUUCAAGCCCUCGAGUCGGUGAUUCAAGCUCGCAGGACAUGCAUUAGCUGGCUCAGGAUGCUUCGCGAGGAAGUUCAAAGCUGCGCAGAUAUAUCCACGGCGCAGCAAUUACAGGAGCGCGCACUGGGCGCUGCUUUACUCUGUCGACGUACAUUCAUGAUCAACCUGGAACAAACAACACCUCUUGAUCCUCUUUCCUUGGAAGCAUAUAUCGAGUCCACUGUUGCGAUCCAGGAAAACAUGACGAGUGAUGUCGACUCACUUUCCCAGACCACCCUCCGUGAUCUCGUGUUCGCAACAAAGCUGUCAUAUCAGCUUCAAAAUCUUCUCAUCCAGUCGAUAAACCAGCACCCCGAAGGACUCUAUAAUGCCUUGAAACAAUUUUGGCCUGAUGCUGAGCGCCUGGACCCCAUUACUACCACUGUGGAAGUUGAAGGUCGGGGUUGGAUUCGGUGCGAGCUCCCUGAAACGGAUGUUGAGCGACAUCAAGCCGUGCAUUUGAACAUUCUUCUCGGGACACUUCUCGUCAAUGGCAAACCUGUUGGAGUAAGUUGA
Messenger RNA from Podospora anserina S mat+, 3309 nucleotides. RefSeq lists its product as uncharacterized. The transcript is spliced from 3 exons. Bases 1 to 3309 code for a protein of 1102 amino acids. Lineage: Eukaryota; Fungi; Ascomycota; Sordariomycetes; Sordariales; Podosporaceae. The record is from RefSeq and is a predicted model, not a curated record.